GUUAUAUAAGGAUUGAUCAUCCAGGAGAAUACUACAUCAACCUCAUCCAUUCUCCAGAUAUUUAAUCGUUUGGCUGGAAAACAUCCCAUAUAAAACUCAAACUAUACUAUUUCACUACGUUCUUGUUUUCUUAUUGUCUCCUUGUUACCACCCCUUGCUUCUCUAAAUUGAAUCUUUUCGUCAGCACUUUAUUUUCCCACUUUCUUGCUGUUCAAUUAUGUCUACCCUGACGCAUGCAAACCUUUGCAUUGACUGUUCGCUUGGUUUCUCUAUCACUAACAGAAGCAAACCAAGUAAAUUAUGGCAUUUGGCUUUUUCUAAGAUAUAUUGUUCCAGAACCUUACAAUCUCUCGCCAAAAAAGCUACUCUCAAGAGAAAAGCAAGUAAAAUUUCUCCAUCUCCAUCUUUCAUUCUAGUUAACGUUAAUCCAGACAAUGGCAACUUCAAGCUUCAUCAGGCAACCCUAACUGAACUUGUGAAAAUGAAAAAUCUUGACAAACUUCGAAAUUACGGUGGAAUUGCUGGUGUUGCAUCUGCUAUUGAAACCGACAUAGAAAGAGGCAUCGAAGGCAAUGCUCAGGACAUCGCUUGCCGUCAUGAAGCAUUCGGCUUCAACAAGUAUAAGAAACCGCCAACUAAGAGUUUCUUCUACUUUGUUGUAGAAGCUUUUAAGGAUCUAACAAUUGCCAUUCUUUUAGGCUGUGCAACACUUUCUCUUGGAUUUGGUAUCAAAGAGCAUGGCCUUAAAGAAGGCUGGUAUGAUGGUGGCAGCAUAUUUGUUGCUGUUUUCCUUGUCAUAGCCGUCUCUGUCGUAAGCAAUUACAGACAAAAUAGACAAUUUGACAAGUUGUCCAAGGUCAGCAAUAACAUCCAAAUUGAUGUUGUGAGACAUGGUCGGAGGCAACAGGUUUCCAUCUUUGAACUUCUUGUCGGAGACGUCGUUUGUUUAAAGAUUGGAGACCAGGUUCCUGCUGACGGAUUGUUCAUAGACGGGCAUGCCUUGCAAAUAGAUGAAUCCAGCAUGACAGGGGAGAGCGAUCACGUCGAAGUUAAUGCUGGUCAAAAUCCAUUCUUGUUCUCCGGCACCAAGGUUGCUGAUGGCUAUGGUAGGAUGCUCGUUACAUCUGUUGGCAUGAACACAACAUGGGGAGAAAUGAUGAGCCAUAUCAGCCGCGACACAAAUGAGCAGACACCUUUGCAGGCUAGACUUAAUAAGCUCACCUCAUCAAUAGGUAAGGUUGGUCUGGCAGUUGCGUUCCUCGUUCUUGUAGUUUUAUUGGUACGUUACUUCACUGGAAACACACAAGAUGAGAAUGGAAACAGGGAGUUCAAUGGCAGCAAGACAAAGGCGGAUGAUAUAGUAAAUGGUGUAGUGGGAAUUGUAGCAGCUGCCGUUACUAUUGUAGUUGUUGCAAUUCCAGAAGGAUUGCCCUUGGCUGUCACACUCACUCUAGCUUAUUCAAUGAAGAAAAUGAUGGCUGAUCAAGCAAUGGUGAGGAAACUCUCCGCGUGUGAGACUAUGGGAUCUGCUACCACAAUUUGUACAGAUAAAACCGGUACUCUCACAAUGAACCUGAUGAAGGUAACAAGAUUUUGGCUAGGCCAAGAGUCGAUGAAACAGAGAACUUCCUCUUCAGUUUCCUCGAAUGUACUUGAAUUGAUCAAACAAGGGAUUGCCUUCAAUACAACUGGAAGUGUCUACAGAGAAAAUCCAGGAUCACAGUUUGAGUUCUCAGGUAGUCCCACAGAAAAAGCAGUUCUUUCUUGGGCAGUCUUGGAAUUGGAAAUGGAUAUGGAAGAACAGAAGCAGAGUUGUAGUAUCCUCCAUGUUGAAGCCUUCAAUUCACAAAAGAAAAGAAGUGGAGUCCUGAUAAGGAAGAAGUUGGAUAACACACUCCAUGUUCAUUGGAAAGGAGCUGCAGAGAUGAUACUAGCAUUGUGCUCAAGCUUCUAUGAUGCUUCUGGAAUCUUGAAGGACUUAGAUGAUCAUGAGAGGAACAUAUUCAAGCAAAUUAUUCUAGAUAUGGCAGCUAGCAGCCUCCGUUGCAUCGCUUUUGCACAUACACCAAUAUCAUCAGAGCAAUAUGAAGUUGAAAUACAAGAUGAGAAACUCAAAGCAAACAGUUUGACCCUAUUAGGACUUGUGGGAAUCAAGGAUCCAUGUCGACCAGGGGUGAAAAAAGCUGUCGAAGAUUGCCAACAUGCUGGAGUGGACAUUAAGAUGAUCACAGGUGACAAUGUCUUCACAGGAAGAGCUAUAGCCAUUGAAUGUGGCAUUCUUAAGCCUGGUGAGGAUAUAUCGAGUGGAGCUAUAAUAGAAGGAGAAGAAUUUCGCAACUAUACAGAAGAGGAAAGACUGGAAAAAGUUGAAAAGAUACGUGUGAUGGCAAGGUCUUCUCCUUUUGACAAGCUUCUCAUGGUACAGUGCCUAAAGCGAAAAGGCCAAGUGGUGGCAGUCACUGGUGAUGGCACUAAUGAUGCACCAGCAUUGAAAGAAGCAGAUAUUGGGCUGUCUAUGGGUAUUCAGGGCACUGAAGUUGCCAAGGAAAGCUCUGAUAUUGUCAUUUUGGAUGAUAAUUUUUCUUCUGUGGCCACAGUUCUGAGGUGGGGAAGAUGUGUCUACAGCAACAUACAGAAAUUUAUUCAAUUCCAGCUCACUGUCAAUGUUGCUGCGCUCGUUAUAAAUUUCGUUGCAGCAGUUUCAGCCGGUGAAGUCCCAUUAACAGCAGUCCAGUUACUGUGGGUGAAUCUAAUCAUGGACACACUUGGUGCUCUAGCUCUUGCCACGGAACAGCCCUCCAAAGAGCUGAUGGAUAAGCCACCCAUUGGCCGAACUGAGCCAUUGAUCACCAACAUAAUGUGGAGGAACCUAUUAGCUCAAGCUUUAUAUCAGAUAACUGUCCUCUUGACACUACAGUUCAAGGGUAAAUCCAUGUUUGAUGUGAAUGAGAAGGUAAAUGACACCUUGAUCUUCAACACUUUUGUUUUAUGCCAAGUGUUUAAUGAAUUCAAUGCAAGGAAGCUGGAAAAGAAGAAUGUCUUCGAAGGGAUACAUAAGAACAGGUUGUUCCUGGGAAUCAUUGGCAUAACCAUUAUCCUUCAGGUGCUGAUGGUGGAGUUUAUGAAGAAAUUUGCAGAUACAGAGAGGUUGAAUUGGGUUCAAUGGGGCGCAUGCAUUGGCAUGGCAGCCAUCUCCUGGCCAAUUGGUUGGUCUAUCAAGAGUCUACCUGUUCCAGACAAACCAAUAUUCAGCUAUAUCAAGUGGUGGAAGUAGAAUUUCUAUGAUGCAAAAAGAUUUCUUCCUUCUUCGUAGGUUUAAUAAACGAGGGAACUACUUAUUAUAUCCAGUUGCAAGUAAAUUUUAUUAACAAAAAAUUCUUUUUGUAAACUCUGCAUCAUAUGCAAUUGUUUGUUAUAUCAAUCAAUCAAAAGAAUUCUU
Ricinus communis (castor bean) is the source of this 3439-nucleotide messenger RNA. Its product is annotated as putative calcium-transporting ATPase 13, plasma membrane-type. Bases 218 to 3274 code for a protein of 1018 amino acids. Gene Ontology annotation, cellular component: membrane; intracellular membrane-bounded organelle. Lineage: Eukaryota; Viridiplantae; Streptophyta; Magnoliopsida; Malpighiales; Euphorbiaceae. The transcript has a single exon. Gene Ontology annotation, molecular function: ATP hydrolysis activity; ATP binding; P-type calcium transporter activity. Gene Ontology annotation, biological process: calcium ion transmembrane transport. The record is from RefSeq and is a predicted model, not a curated record.